UCUGGGUGGGGUAGGGGAGUAGCAGAGGGGCUUAUGUUUUAUAAGAGGCGAGAUCAAAAAUUUAAUGCUCAGAAUGACUGAGAGAACUUCACAAGCUGGAAACGUCAUAUACCCAACGCCUGCUGCGUGAGCAACACUGCUUUGAUUCGACACUCCGUUAUCUGAUCAGAAAGGAGUAAGAUUACUUAGCAGGCUGUAAAGGUUUCCACUGACAGAAUCAAGACUCAACUUCUGAAGAGCAAACCCAAAGCGCAAUACUGAAGAUGAAGUCCAGCCUGGUUGUAACCACUCUUCUCUGCUUCACCACCUGGAUGAGCUUGGCCUUUGCCAGACCCGGAGAAAGCUGUUGUGUAUCAUGGUCCAAAACCAGAGUCCCACUUGACCGAAUUGUGAAUUAUGCCAUUCAGUCUGAAGAUGCUUGUCGCAUCAAAGCAGUACGGUUACGGACCAUGCUUGGAAAGACAAUAUGCGCCAAUCCCAAUGCUGCCUGGACAAUAGAAGCAAUGGAGUGGGUGGACAAGAAGAAAGCACCAACAACAUCCACAACAACAACAUCCACACCAACAACAUCCACAACAACAACAUCUACACCAACAACAUCCACAACAACAACAUCCAAACCAGCAUCCACACCAGAAGCAUCCUCACUAUCAACAUCCACACCAACAACAUUAGCACCAACAACAUCUACAUCAACAUCCACAUCAACAACAUCCGCACCAACAACAUCCACAACAACAACAUCCACACCAGCAUCCACACCAGAAGCAUCCUCACUAUCAACAUCCGCACCAACAACAUCCGCAAAAACAACAUCCACAUCAACAACAUCCGCACCAACAACAUCCACACCAACAACAUACAAACCAGCAUCCACACCAGAAGCAUCCUCACUCUCAACAUCUGCACCAACAACAUCCACAUCAGCAACAUCCACAACAACAACAUCUACAACAACAACAUCCACACCAACAACAUCUGCACCAAGAACAUCC
Molecule: messenger RNA, 995 nt
Organism: Haplochromis burtoni (Burton's mouthbrooder)
Lineage: Eukaryota; Metazoa; Chordata; Actinopteri; Cichliformes; Cichlidae
Product: A-agglutinin anchorage subunit
Exons: 3
Biological process (GO): positive regulation of GTPase activity; monocyte chemotaxis; inflammatory response
Cellular component (GO): extracellular region
Molecular function (GO): chemokine activity; CCR chemokine receptor binding
Source: RefSeq, a predicted model, not a curated record